AUGACAUUUGCAUUACCUCCAAUUGAAACUCUUCCAAGACUCAGCCAGCUGGAAAAGGUCGAGGUAUUGGAUCAUUUGUUUGAACCUUGUUCCACUUUAGCAUCAAUACUUCUCCCAAGAGUGUUCAAUGAAAGUUUUGGAUCAUACGUAGAAUUUAUAGAAAGAUCAAGAGCGGAAUUACUCAACUUUUUGGUAACUGUUGAUUCACAAGAUGAUCGUAUAUCUAAGAUUAUUGCUGCUCAUCCAAGACUAGGAGCACCAAAACCGGGAACUACGAAGCAGGAAACCCUCUCGGUACACUCAUCUUCUGAACAACGUUCAUUACAAGGCACUCCAGAAGAACAAGCUAAACUUGCUGGCUUGAAUGAAAAAUAUGAAGAAACUUUCCCCGGUUUACGAUAUGUAGUGUUUGUCAAUGGGAGAAGUAGAGUAGUGGUGAUGGAAAAUAUGGAAGAAAGAAUAGCUCGUAAUGAUAUAGAACUUGAAAAGAAGGAGGCAUUCAAUGCCAUGUGUGAUAUUGCUUUAGAUAGAGCAAGAAAAUUGGGUGCGAAGUUAUAA
This is a messenger RNA of [Candida] anglica, 558 nucleotides long. NCBI's taxonomy places the organism in Eukaryota, Fungi, Ascomycota, Pichiomycetes, Serinales, Debaryomycetaceae. The record is from the annotation of a GenBank genome assembly.